UAUAUAUAUAGUGAUGUUAGAGUUGUAUUGGUUUUGGAGAUUUGGAGAUUUGUUAUAAUUAGGAUUCCAAUUAAGAUUUGAACCAUGCAAGGAAUUUCAUUCACGACGUUUAGGUAUUUUUUUUAUUAUUACUUAAUUAAGAAAUUAAUCCUUUUUUUGUUUUCCCUUAUUCCAAUUAGGAUUUGAACCGUAGAAGGAAUUUAAUUCAAGACUCGUACAUAUUUUCUAAUUGCAGCAUGAUUAGGAAAUAAAAUCCCUUACGUAAUUCAAAACCCUUUUAAUUAAUACCUUUAUAAAUAUAUAGCAUCAACUCGUAGCGAUGUUUUCUCAAGUUUGGCAUACAGAAGAAACCCUCCCUCUAGCUCUUACUUUAGGUUUACAAACAAACAUGGUGGAAGAAAGUCUACGUGUCUUGCAACUAGAUCCACCGUUCUCCCCCGAUCCCAUGAAUUCUUGUUAUUUCGAUUCGCCAUGUUUAAUGUAUUCUCAGAGUAGCAAUACUUCAUGGAAAUUUUACAACUCUUUACGCAACGAAUUCUGCUAUUUGGAUCUUCCUGAACUGAAAGAUGCCGAGAUUCUCUACUCCAAGGAUGGUUGGCUUCUCAUGUCACAAAUUAAUAAUGGCCCUUUAUUUUUCUUCAAUCCUUUGACUAGGCAGAAAUUUCAACUCCCCCGUACCGAAGAGCCGUUCGACUCGGUGUGUUUCACAUCUCCGCCAACUUGCUCCGAUUGUUUUGUUUUUGGAAUAUUCGGGUCAAGUCAUUCUGAUGAAACUGAAUAUGGUCUUAUUAGAUUUGGAGAUGAAGAAUGGAAAAUAGAAUUGUAUGACGGUUUUAUGUAUGCAAAUUGUCCACCGGUUUUCCACAAUGGGUUGUACUAUUGUUUGGAUGAUGAAUGGAGGAGCUUUAGAGUUUAUGACCCCACUACCGAUGGAUGGACAAUUUGUGUUUUAAAAUUUGAUUUAUCCGAAAUGUGUUGGAAGAAGGUUGAAAGUUUAGGCGACAAAUGUCUCUAUGUUAGCCCCAAUGGAUCGUUUGCGGAGGAUUGUGGUGAGGGUAGCGAUAAGGCUAAUAAGAUAUACUUCAACAAAUUUCAUGGCAAAAACGGAGUUUGGUACUCGUUGAGCAGCGGAAUGUACCACUCCAAUGGGGGAGAUUUUGCAAGCAAGGAUGCUUAUGGGCUCACUCAAGUGGACUAUAGCACUUGGAUUAAGUCUACCUAA
This is a messenger RNA of Erythranthe guttata (spotted monkey flower), 1222 nucleotides long. Lineage: Eukaryota; Viridiplantae; Streptophyta; Magnoliopsida; Lamiales; Phrymaceae. The record is from RefSeq and is a predicted model, not a curated record.